AUGCCCCCUAAAGGCCCCAAGGCGACCCCAAAGGGCGCCCCCGCCCGCAAAGGCCCCCCGAAUGCGAUGAUUGCGAAGCUCAAGCAGCACAUGGAGAAGCAGAAGGAGGAGGAGGAGCGCCGCCGUCGCGAGGAGGAGGAGGAGGAACGGCGGCUGCGGGAGGAGGAGCGCAUUGCGGAGGAGCAGCGGCGCUUCGAGGAGGAGGAGCGGGCCCGCGAGCGGCUCCGGCGGAAGGAGGAGGAGCGGCAGAGUCGCAAGGAGGCCAAGAAGGGACCGGCGAACGGGGCACUCGAACGAAUGGCCGCCGCCGGAUUUAUUCUCCCAGACGUGGAGAAAAUCCGCGCGGAGCAGAAACGUGAACGCGAGACUGUGAAGAAGCGUCCACCACCGCAGCCGGCAACGAAACGCGUGGAGCCCGUCGCCGCCCCGCCGGAGGAACAAAAGGACGAAGAAGAAGAAGAGGAGGAAGAAGAAGACGACGCGGUGACAGUGGCAACCGUGUCGGAUGCGGAAGUGGACGAAGAUGAUUGGGAGGCGCUGAUGGAACGUGAUGACCGCCGCGCUGCGAGACAUGCGGAGAAUGAACGCAUUCGAGCCGCACGCAUCACACGAGCACAAGAGCGACAAAAGCGACGAGAAGAAAAGAAACGGGCAAAAGAAGAGGCCGCAGCAGCGGAACGUGCAAAGGAACAUGUGCUUGAAAAUGUAUCCAAUCUUCGUUCACCUAUUUGCUGUGUUUUGGGUCAUGUCGAUACAGGUAAGACAAGUCUUCUAGAUCGUAUUCGUGCCACUAAUGUUCAGGGAGGUGAGGCAGGUGGUAUUACACAACAAAUUGGAGCCACCUUUUUCCCACGUGAAGCUCUUGUUAACGCGACAGAGGAUAUUAAUAAAAAGUACCAAUAUGAUUUAAAUGUACCAGGUCUUCUCGUUAUUGAUACACCCGGACAUGAAUCUUUUACUAAUCUACGCAGUCGUGGUAGCAGUCUUUGUGAUAUUGCAAUUCUUGUUGUGGAUAUUAUGCAUGGAUUGGAACCACAAACCCGUGAAUCUAUUCGUCUUUUACGACAGAAAAAAUGUCCUUUUAUUAUCGCACUGAAUAAAGUUGAUAGAUUGUAUGAUUGGGUUCCUCAUACAAAUAUGGAUAUUGAACAAACUCUUUCAUUGCAAAAGGAUAAUGUCAGAAGUGAGUUUGAUACACGACUCACACAAGUAAUUCAAGAACUUCAAGAAGAAGGACUUAACUCUCAAAUUUACUACAAAAAUAAAGAUGUACGAAAAGUGGUUUCCAUUGUUCCUACAUCUGCGAAAACUGGAGAAGGUAUAUCUGAUCUUUUGCUUCUUGAAAUUCAACUCGUACAACAAUUUAUGGAAGGUAAAGUUACAUAUAAGGAUGAUUUACAGUGUACUAUCCUUGAGGUUAAACCUAUUACAGGAUAUGGAGUUACUGUAGAUGCUAUCCUUAUUAAUGGUGUACUUCAUGAGGGAGAUAAUAUUUGUUUAUGUGGUCAAAAUGGUCCUAUAUUUACUCAAAUUCGUGCCCUUUUGACACCACAACCUCUAAAAGAGUUGCGUGUACGAGGAGAAUAUAUUCAUCAUAAAGAAAUGAAGGCAGCUAUGGGAAUUAAAAUUGCUGCUAAUGAUCUUGAGUUUGUCGUUCCAGGAACACCUUUAUUUGUUGUACACAAUGGUGAUAACAAGGAAAAAAUUGCACAAGAAGUUAUGAAGGAAGCGAACAGUAUUUCAGAUCAACUAAGUCCUGAUGGUAUAGGUGUAACUGUACAAAGUUCAACACUUGGUUCAUUGGAAGCAUUACUUUCAUUUUUGAAAGAAAUGAAAAUUCCUGUUGCAAGUGCUUCUAUUGGACCUGUACAUAAACGUCAUAUGAUUCAAGUACUUUCAAUGAAGCGUAAGGCACCACGAUAUGCGGUGGUGUUGGUUUUUGAUGUUCAAGUAUCUGAAGAUGCUCGUGAAAUUGCAAAGAAAAAUGAAAUUGAUAUAUUUGAAGCUAAAAUUAUUUAUCAUCUUUUUGAUAUGUUUACACGAUAUAUUGCAGAGUACGAACAUCGCGAAAAGGAGCGAGCUCGUGCCAUUGCUGUCUUUCCUGUUCAACUCUCUAUCGUUGGUGAUGCAAUUCAUAAUUCCGAUCCCAUUAUUUUACCAGUUAAAGUUGAACGUGGACAACUUCGUCCUGGUACACCUCUUGCCGUGCUGAAGAAUGAUAUUCCACUUGUAAUUGGACGGGUGAUGUCAUUAGAGCGUGAUAACAAGAGUAUCCCUAAUGCCCGUAUGGGAGUUGAGUGUGCGGUGAAAAUAAAUUCAGGAGAGAGUGGUGUGGUGUAUGAUCGUCAAUUCACCAAAUCCGACACCUUACUCUCACUCAUUACUCGGCCAUCUGUUGAGGCUAUUAAGAAGUUCAAGGAUGAACUUUCUGAAGAUGAUAUUAAUCUCCUGGCAACACUUAUUAAGGUUCUCAAGGUGCCGCCACGAUAA
Messenger RNA from Trypanosoma theileri, 2490 nucleotides. Its product is annotated as putative translation initiation factor IF-2. Gene Ontology annotation, molecular function: translation initiation factor activity; GTP binding; GTPase activity. The record is from RefSeq and is a predicted model, not a curated record. Lineage: Eukaryota; Euglenozoa; Kinetoplastea; Trypanosomatida; Trypanosomatidae. The transcript has a single exon. Bases 1 to 2490 code for a protein of 829 amino acids.